AUGCGUGUUUUGGCUUAUUCUCGAUUUUGCGACUGGGCUGGGACGGCUCGCGGGAGCCCUGAAGAUCCGCAACCGCGAAUUACAGAGUCGGACCAUCUUAGGUACACGGGGCAGCACUGCGAGGUCGACGUGGACGAGUGCGCGUCGCGGCCGUGCAAGAACAACGGCAUUUGCAGCGAUCUGAUCAACGAGUACCGCUGCAGCUGCAUCCAGGGCUUCACGGGCCGCCAGUGCCACAUCAACAUCGACGACUGCGCCUCGCAGCCGUGCCAGCACGGAGGCACUUGCGUGGACCGCGUGGCCGGCUACAGCUGCCGCUGCAGCCCGGGCUUCACGGGAACCAACUGCGAGACCAACAUCGAUGACUGCCUCUCGUCGCCGUGCCGCCACGGCUCGUGCCUGGACGGCAACAACUCGUUCACGUGCAUGUGCCACGCCGGCUAUACGGGCCUGCUGUGCCAGACGGAGAUCGACGAGUGCGCGUCCACGCCGUGCCAGCACGGGGGCUCCUGCAAAAACCUCAUCAACAGCUACAAGUGCAUCUGCCCCGAGGGCACGGCGGGCAUCAACUGCGAGUUCAACAUCAACGAGUGCUUCAGCAACCCGUGCCGCAACGGCGCCAAGUGCGAGGACGGAAUCAACGAGUACUGGUGCGAGUGCGAGCCCGGCUUCACGGGCCGCUUCUGCGAAACCAACAUCGACGACUGCCUGUCGCAGCCGUGCGCCAACGGCGGCGUGUGCAUCGACGAGGUAAAUGGCUUCCGGUGCCAGUGCCCGUCGGGCUACUUCGACGCCCGCUGCCUCUCCAACGUGAACGAGUGCGCCAGCGACCCCUGCCUCAACGGCGGCUCCUGUUACGAUGACGUCAACCGCUUCAACUGCAAGUGCCCGCCGGGCUACACGGGCCACCGCUGCGAACAGGAGAUCGACGAGUGCCAGUCCAACCCGUGCCAGCACGGCGGCACCUGCAGGGACGCGCUCAACGCUUACACCUGCUCGUGUCCCCCCGGCUACUCGGGCCGCAACUGCGAGAUCAACAUCGACGACUGCCUGAGCCGCCCCUGCAAGAACGGCGGCACCUGCAUCGACCUGGUCAACUCCUACAAGUGCGUGUGCGAGCUGCCGCACACCGGGAGGAACUGCGAGGUGCGCAUGGACCCCUGCAGCCCCAACAAGUGUCGCCACGGCGCCCGCUGCACACCCACCGCCAACUUCUUGGACUUCACGUGCGAGUGCGAGCUGGGCUACACCGGCCGCCUCUGCGACGAGGACAUCAACGAGUGCGCUAUGUCCCCAUCCCCGUGCAAGAACGGCGCCAGCUGCCUCAACACCAACGGCUCGUACUCGUGUCUUUGCGCCAACGGCUACGAGGGGCGCGAGUGCACCAUCAACACCAACGACUGCGCCCUGCACCCGUGUCGCAACGGCGGCACCUGCCUCGACGGCAUCGGCAGGUACAAGUGCCUGUGCGUCGACGGCUUCGGCGGCACCAACUGCCAGCACGACCUCAAUGAGUGCAACUCCAACCCGUGCCAAAACGGGGCCACCUGCAACGACUACGUCAACUCGUACACCUGCACGUGCCCGCUCGGCUUCUCGGGCACCAAUUGCGAGAUCAACGACGAAGACUGCACGGAAACCUCUUGCAUGAACAACGGCAGUUGCAUCGAUGGAAUCAACAACUACACGUGCGAGUGCAUGGCGGGCUUCACGGGCUCCCACUGCCAGCACCGGAUCAACGAGUGCCACUCGAACCCGUGCGAGAACGGCGGCACGUGCAACGACCACGUGGGCUUCUUCACAUGCCACUGCCUGUACGGCUAUACCGGCCAGCGCUGCGAGCGGGUGAUGGACUGGUGCUCGAGCUCCCCUUGCUUCAACAACGGCGUCUGCACGCAGAAGCUCAAUCGCUUCGAGUGCAAAUGUACUCCAGGAUGGACGGGUCCCCUCUGCGACGUGGCCAUGGUGUCCUGUGAAACGGCUGCGGCCAGCAAAGGCGUCGCUGUUUCGCAGCUGUGUCUGCACGGCGGCAUCUGUCAUGAUAGAGGCAACACGCACAAGUGCGACUGCCGCACCGGCUACACGGGCUCCUACUGCCAGCACGAGAUCAAGGAGUGCGACUCUCAGCCCUGUAUGAACGGAGCCACCUGCAACGACCACAUCGGCUCGUACUCAUGCGCGUGCCGCCCGGGAUUCCAGGGGCCCAACUGUGAGUACAACAUCGACGACUGCAAGCCCAACAACCCGUGCCAGAACGGAGGCGUCUGCCACGACCAGAUCAACGGCUUCCAGUGCUCCUGCCCGCACGGCACUCUGGGCAAGCUCUGCGAAAUCAACACCAGCGACUGCUACGAGGGCGCCUGCCACAACGGAGGCACCUGCGUGGACAAGGUUGGCGGCUUCGAGUGUAGGUGCAAGCCGGGGUAUGUCGGCGCGCGGUGCGAGGGCGACGUGAACGAGUGCUUGUCCUUCCCAUGUUACAAGGAAGGGACAGCCGACUGCGUGCAGUUGGUCAACGAUUACUUGUGCAACUGCCGGCCAGGGUUCAUGGGGCGGCACUGCGAGAGCAAGCGGGACUUCUGCGCCGAGUCUCCAUGUCAAAAUGGCGGUGUUUGUAGCAACACCGAGGAAGGCUACUCGUGCCACUGCAUGGACGGCUUCAUCGGCAAGUCGUGCGAGUUUCGAGACGAUUGCGACCACCACCAGUGCGGGCCCGGCGAGGUAUGUCGUCCGUAUGAGAAGGGGAUCGAAUGCGUGCCCAAGGAGUACCCUUGCUCCUCCAACCCCUGCACGCACGGAGGCAAUUGUCUGGACCGGGUGACCUACUUCGAGUGCCACUGCCCGCCGCGCUGGAACGGGAAAAGGUGCGAGGUGAGCGACCCCACGUUCAAUGGCGGGAUCGGGUCCCACGACGUCCCACCAACCUCACUCUGGAGCGCGAGUUUGGUGCCGCCUGCACAGUGUGAUGAGAAGAAGAACAACCUAGGCGCUGCGUGCGAUGCCGAGUGCAGCUCCUUUGCCUGCGAUUACGACGGCUACGAGUGCUCAUAUGGACGCAACCCGUGGGCGUUCUGCGACGCAGACAUUAAUUGCUGGGAGGUAUACGCGACGGAGUGGUGCAACUAAUCAGAAUGCAACAACGCAGCCUGUCUCUUUGAUGGCUUGGGACCUGAGCCGCAAACCGUCGGAACGUGCAUAUCCAAUAUACGAGACGCCUACUCGCGCGCCACCAACUACGAGAACGGCCACUGCGACCAGGGCUGCAACGUCGCCGAGUGUGGCUGGGACGGCCUCGACUGCGAGAAAGAGCCCCCCAACAUCAUGAACGGCCAGCUCCAGCUGGUGGUGGAGGCCAGCAGUGCGGACUUCCAGACUGCCAAGAAGGCCUUCAUCAGGGAUCUCAGCCGGUCCUUGGGCGUGCAUCUGGUGAUCAUGAGAGACCAGUCCAACCGAAUGAUCUACCCGUACGACCAGGAGGUAUCCAGGGGCUGCUCGUUUACUUCGAGAUUCGACAACCGCCGGUGCGCAAAGGGGACAGUGCUUUUUUCGACAGCGUCAAGACGCUUCAAAGGCAAGAACUGCGAGCAGAACAUUGACGACUGCCACAACCACCUGUGUCAGAAUGGCGCCACCUGUGUGGACGGCGUCAACACGUACACAUGUGCGUGUCCGCCAACGUUCACGGGUCCGUAUUGCAAGGACGACGUCGACGAAUGCGCUGUUAAGCCUACUAUUUGCAAGAACGGCGCCACGUGCACCAACACCCAGGGCGGCUUCUCGUGCAUCUGCGUGAACGGCUGGACGGGAGACGACUGCUCGGAGAACAUUGACGAUUGCACGGGAGCGGCGUGCUUCAACGGUGCGACUUGCAUAGAUCGCGUCGGCUCCUUCCUCUGCCAAUGCACGCCCGGGAAGACUGGCUUGCUGUGCCACCUGGACGACGCGUGUGCCAGCAGCCCGUGCCACCCCGGCUCCAUGUGCGACACCUCGCCCAUCGACGGAGGCUACAUCUGCACGUGUCCGCCCGGCUAUAAGGGCGUUGACUGCACGCAGGACAUCGACGAGUGCCAGGAGGGCCUCCCGUGCGAGCACAACGGCACCUGCGUCAACACACCGGGAUCGUUUAGGUGUGACUGCUCGAAGGGCUUCACGGGGCCGCGGUGCGAGAUCAACAUCAACGAGUGCGAGAGCAAUCCCUGCCACAACCAGGGCACUUGUCUGGACGAGCGAGGUGCCUUCCGCUGUGUCUGCAUGCCCG
Molecule: messenger RNA, 4258 nt
Organism: Penaeus vannamei (Pacific white shrimp)
Lineage: Eukaryota; Metazoa; Arthropoda; Malacostraca; Decapoda; Penaeidae
Source: RefSeq, a predicted model, not a curated record